AGGUAAAGUAGGGAACGUCGAGGUGGCGGGCAACGAUGCCCGGUCUGGAUGGGGCACCGUACACUCUGACGCGGCGCCCGUCGAGGAGUGGCGCCACGACGUUCUCCACAGAGGUUUUCGACAAUGAGGUUGUUCCGUCUGCUCUCGCUUCCAUUUCUCCGAUUCUCCGAGUCGCCAAUGAGAUCGAAAGCGAACGCCCUAGGGUUGCUUAUCUAUGUCGGUUCUAUGCUUUCGAGAAGGCGCACCGGUUGGAUCAGAGCUCCAGCGGACGUGGUGUGAGGCAGUUUAAGACGCUGCUGUUGCAGCGAUUGGAGAGGGACAAUGCACACAGUCUUGCCCUUCGAGUUAAGAAAACAGAUGCAAGGGAAAUCCAGGCUUAUUAUCAGCAAUACUAUGAGCAUUAUGUCAGAGCUCUUGACCAAGGAGAACGGGCAGACAGAGCACAGCUCGGGAAAGCUUACCAGACCGCCGGGGUGCUUUUUGAAGUUCUUUGUGCCGUUAACAAGACCGAGAAGGUCGAAGAAGUAGCUCCUGAGAUCAUUGCUGCUGCAAGAGAUGUCCAGGAAAAGACGGAGAUAUAUGCACCUUUCAACAUUCUUCCGUUGGACUCAGCAGGGGCUUCUCAGCCUAUCAUGCAGCUUGAAGAGAUUAAGGCAGCUGUUUCGGCGUUCUUGAAUACUCAUGGCCUGAAUUGGCCAACUUUAUUUGAGCAACAAAGGCAGAGAAAUGGUGAUUUGGAUCUGCUUGAGUGGCUUAGAGCCAUGUUUGGAUUCCAGAGGGACAACGUCAGGAACCAGAGAGAGCAUUUAAUUCUACUUCUUGCUAAUGCUCACAUAAGGCUAAACCCCAAACCUGAGACCCUUAACAAGCUUGAUGAUCGCGCCAUUGAUGCAGUGAUGAAUAAACUGUUUAAGAAUUACAAAACGUGGUGCAAAUUUUUGGGACGAAGACAUAGCUUACGAUACCCUCAAGGUCGUCAAGAGAUACAACAAAGGAAGUUACUUUAUAUGGGCUUGUAUCUUCUCAUAUGGGGUGAAGCAUCCAAUGUUCGCUUCAUGCCAGAAUGUCUUUGCUACAUAUUUCAUAAUAUGGCGUAUGAACUUCAUGGUUUAUUGGCUGGAAAUGUCAGCAUUGUUACUGGUGAAAACAUCAAACCUUCUUAUGGUGGUGGUGAUGAGGCAUUCUUGCGCAAGGUUAUAACUCCUAUAUACCGAGUAAUAGAAAAGGAAGCUAAGAAGAGCAGACAUGGAGCAGCCCCUCACUCAGCCUGGUGCAACUAUGAUGACCUAAAUGAAUAUUUCUGGUCACCUGAUUGCUUUUCUCUGGGAUGGCCCAUGCGAGAUGAUGGUGAAUUUUUUAGAUCAACAUUUAAUAUGACACAGGGAAGAAAGGGUGUUCAAAAAACAUCUGGAAGAACUGGCAAAACAAAUUUUGUUGAGACCCGAUCAUUCUGGAACAUCUUCCGCAGCUUUGAUCGUCUUUGGACCUUCUAUCUUCUAGUUUUGCAGAUGAUGUUCAUUAUUGCCUGGGAAGGGAUUUCAUUAUUGGAUAUCUUUCAGAAAGAGGUCUUAUAUAAGCUCUCUAGCAUAUUCAUUACAGCAGCCGUUCUACGCUUACUUCAAAGUAUCUUGGACCUGGCUUUGAACUUUCCAGGCUAUCAUCGUUGGAGAUUCACUGAUGUCCUACGAAGUUGUCUCAAAGUCGUUGUUAGCCUUUUCUGGGUUAUUGCUCUUCCACUCUUCUAUGUGCAUUCCUUCAAGGAUGCCCCUAACUUUAUGAAGGAUAUGCUUUCUUUUCUUCAUAGUAUAAAGGGGAUUCCACCAUUGUAUAUGUUUGCAGUUGCAGUUUAUCUGCUUCCAAAUUUACUAGCAGCUGUUCUCUUUCUUUUUCCAAUGCUUAGGCGUUGGAUUGAAAACUCAGACUGGCACAUAGUUAGAUUUCUCUUAUGGUGGUCACAGCCAAGAAUAUAUGUGGGAAGAGGAAUGCAUGAGAGUCAAUUUUCUCUUCUAAAAUACACUCUUUUUUGGGUGAUUCUUUUGGCUGCCAAAUUUUCAUUCAGCUUUUUUAUAGAGAUCAAACCUCUGGUUCAGCCAACUAAGGACAUAAUGAGUAUUCGGCAUGUUGAUUAUGCCUGGCAUGAAUUUUUCCCUGAAGCUCAAAAUAACUAUGGUGCAGUUAUUGCUCUAUGGGCCCCUGUACUUAUGGUUUAUUUCAUGGACACUCAAAUUUGGUAUUCCAUCUUUUCAACUAUUUGCGGUGGUGUUAUUGGAGCCUUUGAUCGUCUAGGAGAGAUACGCACUCUGACCAUGCUGAGAUCGCGGUUCCAAUCAUUACCUGGUGCAUUCAACGCAUACUUGGUUCCUACUGACAAGAAGCAGAAGAAGAAAUUUUCUUUAUCGAAGCGAUUUGACGAGAUUUCUGCAAGCAGAAGGAGUGAAGCAGCUAAAUUUGCUCAGUUAUGGAAUGAAGUUAUCUGUAGUUUCCGUGAGGAAGAUAUCAUAAGUGACAGGGAGAUGGAUCUUUUGAUGGUUCCAUACUCAUCAGAUCCAAGCUUGAAAACAAUUCAGUGGCCACCUUUUCUGCUAGCAAGCAAGAUUCCUAUAGCACUGGACAUGGCAGCUCAAUUUCGAGGAAAGGACUUCGAUCUUUGGAAGCGCAUAUGUGCAGAUGAAUAUAUGAAGUGUGCUGUAAUUGAAUGCUAUGAAUCAUUUAAAAACAUCCUGCAUGCUUUGAUAGUAGGAGAAGCUGAAACGAGGACAAUCUCUGUCAUCAUUAAGGAAGUUGAAAACAGCAUCUAUAAGAAUACACUUCUCACAAAUUUCCGAAUGGGGUUUUUGCCUUCCCUUUGUAAGAAGUUUGUGGAGCUUGUGGAAAUCUUGAAAGAUGCAGAUGCAUCUAAACAAGGUACAGUGGUGGUCUUAUUGCAAGACAUGUUAGAAGUUUUUAUACGUGAUAUGGUCGUAAAUGAGAACAGUGAAUUGGCAGAACUUUACCAUAGUAGUAAGGAUACUGGACGCCAACUUUUUGCCGGUACAGAUGCAAAACCAGCUGUAUUAUUCCCUCCUGUAGUUACAGCACAAUGGGACGAACAGAUUAGACGUCUUUAUUUACUUUUGACGGUGAAGGAAUCUGCCAUUGAGGUUCCAACAAAUCUUGAAGCACGCAGAAGGAUUGCAUUCUUCACCAAUUCAUUGUUCAUGGAUAUGCCACGUGCUCCACGAGUCCGAAAAAUGCUAUCCUUCAGUGUCUUAACUCCAUACUACAGUGAAGAGACUGUCUACUCGAAGAAUGAUCUUGAGGUUGAAAAUGAAGAUGGCGUGUCAAUCAUAUAUUACCUGCAAAAGAUCUACCCUGAUGAGUGGAACAACUUCAUGGAACGUCUUGGUUGUAAGAAAGAUAGUGAGAUAUGGGAGAAAGAUGAACACAUAUUACAGCUACGUCACUGGGCCUCGUUACGAGGACAAACUCUUAGCAGGACAGUUAGGGGAAUGAUGUACUACCGGCGGGCUAUUAAGCUUCAGGCUUUUCUUGAUAUGGCAAAUGAAAAGGAGAUACUUGAUGGCUAUAAAGCUGUUACUGUCCCGUCCGAGGAAGAUAGAAGGAGCCAUAGGUCCUUAUAUGCUAGUUUAGAGGCCGUUGCAGACAUGAAAUUUACAUACGUCGCAACCUGUCAGAACUAUGGGAAUCAGAAGCGUAAUGGAGAUCGCCGUGCGACAGACAUUCUGAAUUUGAUGGUUAACAAUCCCUCACUUCGUGUGGCUUAUAUUGAUGAAGUUGAAGAAAGAGAGGGAGGGAGAGUUCAGAAAGUUUAUUACUCUGUACUAAUCAAAGCUGUGGACAAUCUUGACCAAGAAAUAUUUCGAAUAAAACUACCGGGUCCAGCAAAGAUAGGGGAAGGGAAGCCUGAAAAUCAAAAUCAUGCCAUCAUUUUUACAAGAGGCGAAGCUCUUCAGACUAUUGACAUGAACCAGGAUAAUUACUUGGAAGAAGCUUUAAAAAUGCGCAAUCUUUUGGAAGAGUUUAAUGAAGAUCAUGGGGUGCGACGACCUACAAUAUUAGGUGUACGUGAACACAUCUUUACUGGCAGUGUCUCUUCCUUGGCUUGGUUUAUGUCAAAUCAAGAAACAAGCUUUGUCACAAUUGGUCAAAGAGUUCUUGCAAGACCACUGAAGGUGCGAUUCCACUACGGUCAUCCAGAUGUUUUUGAUAGAAUUUUCCACAUAACUCGAGGAGGAUUUAGCAAGGCUUCUUGUGGAAUCAAUUUGAGCGAGGAUAUUUUUGCUGGAUUCAACUCCAUACUAAGACGCGGAAAUAUCACUCAUCAUGAAUACAUCCAAUGCGGAAAGGGUAGAGAUGUUGGGCUCAAUCAAAUCUCACUUUUUGAAGCAAAAGUGGCUUGUGGUAACGGAGAACAGACAUUAAGCAGAGAUAUCUACAGACUGGGACAUCGUUUUGACUUUUUCCGCAUGCUAUCAUGCUAUUUCACGACCAUUGGAUUUUAUAUAAGUUCAAUGAUUGUGGUCCUCACAUGUUAUGCAUUACUAUAUGGAAAACUAUACCUGUCUUUGAGUGGAUUUGAGGCUGAAAUAGUAAAGUUGGCCAAGAGAAGGGGAAAUGAACCGCUAAAGGCAGCAUUAGCUUCCCAGUCCCUUGUUCAAAUAGGAAUCGUAAUGACUUUGCCCAUGUUCAUGGAAAUUGGACUAGAGAGAGGGUUCAGAACUGCUAUAGGGGAUCUCAUAAUAAUGCAGUUGCAGCUAGCACCUGUUUUCUUCACUUUCUCCCUAGGGACAAAGCUGCACUAUUUUGGGCGCACUCUUCUGCAUGGAGGGGCAAAGUAUAGAGCAACUGGCCGUGGUUUUGUUGUUCGCCAUGAGAAAUUUGCUGAAAAUUACAGGAUGUACUCUAGAAGUCACUUUGUUAAAGGGAUUGAGCUCGCAAUUUUGCUCAUAUGUUAUUGGAUUUAUGGAUCAGCCGCACCAGAUUCAACAACAUUUGGCCUUCUGUCGUGGUCAAUGUGGUUUUUGGUCUGCUCAUUCUUGUUUUCACCUUUCCUUUUCAAUCCAUCAGGGUUUGAAUGGCAGAAGAUAGUUGAGGACUGGGAUGAUUGGCAAAAGUGGAUAAGUAUUCGAGGUGGUAUUGGUGUUCCUUCAAACAAGAGUUGGGAGUCAUGGUGGAAUGAAGAACAGGAACAUCUGCAGAACACUGGGUUUCUGGGGCGGAUAUGUGAGAUUAUUCUUGACCUGCGUUUCUUUGUCUAUCAAUAUGGAAUUGUGUAUCAUCUCAAUGUAGCCAGAGGUGACAAGAGCAUCUUGGUUUAUGCUUUGUCCUGGAUAGUGAUGGUAGCUGUCAUGAUUAUUCUUAAGAUUGUGUCCAUGGGUAGAAAGCAGUUCAGCGCAGACUUCCAGUUGAUGUUUCGUCUUGUCAAAUUGUUUCUGUUCAUGGGAGCCAUUGUUGUUCUAAGUUUAAUGUUUACUCUGCUAAGUCUUACAGUUGGAGACAUAUUUGCGAGCCUCCUAGCCUUUUUGCCAACAGCAUGGGCACUUAUUCAGAUAGCACAAGCAUGCAGACCAUUCGUGAAGGGCAUUGGAAUGUGGGGGUCUGUGAAAGCUUUAGCAAGAGGCUACGAAUACUUGAUGGGAGUAGUUAUUUUUACUCCGGUGGCCAUAUUGGCAUGGUUCCCAUUUGUUUCAGAAUUCCAAACUAGGCUGCUGUUCAACCAAGCAUUCAGCCGAGGGCUUCAAAUCCAGCGCAUUCUGGCCGGCGGCAAGAAGGAUAAGAAGAACUGAUAACCCUUUAGCUCUUUGUUACAAUUGCAGGCACACUAGGACAGACUUUUAUGGAAUAUAUACUUGCAUAUGUACUUUCUGCAUACAUCAGUAUACUAUCAAACUCCUAAAUCUGGCUCUGCAUCUUUAUUAGUGGAUACGUCCGGAUAAAAUAUUUGUAUGUACGGAUAACAAAACUAUAUCCAAAUUCCAUACUACUCAAAUUGUGUUGAACUGCCCUUGA
Vigna umbellata (rice bean) is the source of this 6009-nucleotide messenger RNA. NCBI's taxonomy places the organism in Eukaryota, Viridiplantae, Streptophyta, Magnoliopsida, Fabales, Fabaceae. The record is from RefSeq and is a predicted model, not a curated record.